Messenger RNA from Enterobius vermicularis (human pinworm), 1368 nucleotides. The record is from the annotation of a GenBank genome assembly. Lineage: Eukaryota; Metazoa; Nematoda; Chromadorea; Rhabditida; Oxyuridae.
AUGUUUUCAUCGAUAUGCAGAAACGCUGUACGAGAAUUACAGAGUUUUACGAUGGAAAAAAGUCGACAUCUAAUUGCCGUAUGUCAGAUGACGUCAAAUCAUGAUAUGGAAGCGAAUUUGAAAAUUGCAGAUGCCUUGAUGCAGCAAGCUAAGCAACGGAAUGCUGAGAUGAUUUUUUUCCCCGAAAGCUUUGACUUCAUUGGACGCAAUCGUGAGGAGUCAAUUUCUAUGGCUCACGAUGAGAAUGGUAUUUAUAUAGCAAAGUUCCGUGAAAAAGCGAAAGAACUUGGUCUAUGGUUAUCUUUGGGAGGCUUUCAUGAAAAGGACCCGUCAGGGAAGAAUUUGCCGUUUAAUACACACCUCAUAAUAGACAGCAACGGAAGAACUCAGGGGAAAUACAGAAAACUUCAUAUAUUUGAUCUUGAGAUACCUGGGAAAGUGCGGUUAAAGGAAAGCGAAUUCUCUUCAAAAGGUCCUGAGCUUGUUGAACCGAUAACUACGCCUGUAGGUUUGAUGGGGCUAAAUAUAUGUUAUGAUGUUCGAUUCCCAGAAGUAGCAUUGUGGAGUCGGCAGCGUGGUGCUCAGGUUCUGACCUAUCCUGCUGCAUUUACUGUGAAUACUGGUCUUGCUCACUGGGAGACUUUGUUACGCGCCCGAGCAAUAGAAACGCAGUGCUAUGUAGUUGCAGCUGCACAGUCUGGCGUUCAUAAUGAAAAACGUUCCUCUUAUGGUCAUGCUAUGGUCAUUGACCCUUGGGGAGCUAUCAUUGCGCAAUGUUCGGAAACAACUGGUUUGUGUUAUGCAGAGAUUUUACCUGAGUACAUUGAUGAAGUUCGCAGGAACCAGCCCGUCUUUGAACAUCGUCGCUCAGAUCUUUACUCCAUCAUUACGAACGUGGAAGUUAACUUUGAUGAAGAAAAGGCGAUAUAUUUUGGCAACAACUUGAUUCCUGCGGACACAAUUUUCUUUAGAACUCCAUACUCUUUCGCCUUUGUAAAUCACAGACCAGUUUUACCGGGCCACGUUUUGGUAAGUCCUAGAAGAAUCGCGACUCGUUUGACUGAUUUAACGGAUUGUGAGACAGCGGACAUAUUCAAUGUUUCUAAAAAGGUGCAGGCUAUGUUAGAAAAGCACUACAAAACAAACUCGACAAGUGUUGCAGUACAGGACGGACCGGAUGCAGGUCAAACUGUUUCGCACGUUCAUGUUCACAUUGUUCCUCGAAACAAAGGCGACUUUGAUAACAAUCCGGAUGCUUUUUACGGUGAACUUGCGGAACACGAUGAUCCGGUGAAAGGUAAGAAAAUACGAGAUUUAGAUGAUAUGCGACAGGAAGCAGCGUUGUAUAGACGGUUACUUCGACAGUAA